CAAAGUUCGCGAAGAAUUCUAGUCCGCUUUCGGCGAAAAGUUGCUCCAGGACCGAGUUCGACAGUGAGCCAAUCUUAACCCCGCUAGCGGGGCUGUAGGUGCGCGUGAGAGCUGCCCGAAAUUGUGAGUCCACUACAAGCUCACACUGUUCGUAGGCGCUGAUCCGGACUGGGCUCAAGUCACUCAAGCUCUACAGCAAAAGGUACGGCCAUUGGACGCUUCUAUCUCGAGUCACAUUCCAAGUUCCAGCGGGGUUGACUCAUAGACAGCAUUCAAGUACGACAAAUCUCCGCUUCCGACGCGGUCAUAACAGCAAACAUGGCGGAAGCGGUCAAGGACACCAUAAACCAGGUCGUUGAGGGCGUCAAGGAUCUCGCGGUUUCUGGCGAGAAAAAAGUUGAAGAGAAGGCCCCGAAAGCUGCAAAGCCCAAGAAAGAGAAGAAGAAGGGCGGUGACGACAGUGGCCGACCUUUGAUGAUCGAGCCUGUCCCUGCCUUCAUUGACCACCGAAUCAAGAUCUUCGAGAAGCUCAAGGCGAAGUAUGAUGAGGAAGUUGCUCAAAAGCCCCGUGAGAAAAUCACGGUUACACUUGGUGAUGGCAAGCUUAUCGAGGGCGAAUCAUGGGUUACCAGCCCUGCAGACAUUGCGCGCGGUAUCAGCAAGAGUUUGUUCGACCGCACCGUUAUCGCCCGUCUAGACCACGGCACCCCUGAGGAGACACUGUGGGAUCUCGAGCGACCACUUGAGAAGAGCUGCAAGCUAGAGCUGUUGGAUUUCGACCAUCCAGAGGGCAAGCGUGUCUUCUGGCACUCCAGCGCACAUAUUCUUGGAGAGGCAUCUGAACGCAGGUUUGGCUGCGAUCUGUGCAUUGGUCCUCCGAUCGAGGAUGGUUUCUACUAUGAGAUGGCUCUGCCUGAGAAGGCUGCCGUGGAACACUCCGAUCACAAGCCCCUUGAGACCAUCGUCAACAGCAUCGUCAAGGAGAAGCAGGUCUUCGAGCGGUUGACUCUUUCGAAGGAGGAUCUAUUGGAGAUGUUCAAGUCGAACCCCUAUAAGCAGCACAUCAUCAAGGACAAGAUCGCAGACGGCACCUCCACCACCGUCUACCGCAACGGCCCACUCAUCGAUCUCUGCCGCGGACCCCAUGUUCCUCACACCGGAAGGAUAAAGCAGUUCAAGGUCAUGAAGAACUCUGCUUCUUACUUCCUGGGAGACGCAAACAACGACAGCCUGCAGCGUAUCUAUGGUGUCUCCUUCCCUGACAAGGACAGGAUGGCGGAACACCUUAAGUUCUUAGAGGAAGCCGCGAAGCGUGACCACCGCAAGAUCGGAAAGGAACAGGAGCUGUUCUUCUUCCAUGAGUACAGCCCUGGAUCCUGUUUCUUCUUGCCGCACGGACAAAUUAUUUACAACACACUGCAGGCUUUCUUGCGUGAGGAGUACUGGAACCGCGGGUAUCAGGAGGUCGGAUCGCCGAACAUGUACAACUCGGCGCUGUGGAAGAUCUCCGGUCACUGGCAACAUUAUCACGAGGAUAUGUUCACGUUUGACGUCGAAAAAGAGAAGUGGGCACUCAAGCCCAUGAACUGCCCCGGUCACUGCCUGAUCUUCAAGCACCGUGAGCGAAGUUACCGUGAGCUGCCCAUCCGUAUGGCUGACUUUGGUAUACUGCACCGAAACGAGGCUAGCGGUGCCCUCACUGGUCUUACACGUGUCCGCCGCUUCCAGCAAGAUGAUACCCACAUCUUCUGUACGGAGGAUCAGAUCAACGAAGAAGUCCUGAGUCUGUUCGAUUUCCUCCGCGCGGUCUACGGGAAGUUUGGUUUCACAUUUAAGCUGAAGCUCAGUACGCGCCCAGAAGGUUACCUCGGCGACAUAGAGACUUGGAACAAGGCUGAGGCAAAGCUCACGGAUGCUCUGGACAAGUUCACCGCCGAUGGCGGUGGCGCCUGGGAGCUCAACCCUGGCGAUGGUGCGUUCUAUGGUCCCAAGAUCGACAUCACCAUCUCCGAUGCUUUGAAGCGCGACUAUCAAUGCGCCACGAUUCAACUUGAUUUCCAGCUUCCCAACCAGUUCGAGCUCGAGUACAUGACGUCCGAAGUCGCCGCCGCAAAGCCUAAGGAGGACAAAGCCAAGGCAUCAGAGGCACCGAAGGAGACUGCGCCCAAGGAGGCUCUUGCACAGAAGCAGCCGGAAACACCUGGCGACCUUUCCACAAUUUCGAAGCAGAUCAAGCCUCCUCAGCCCGGUUACGCUCGUCCUGUAAUGAUCCACCGUGCCAUCUACGGAUCUUUCGAGCGUUUUAUUGCCAUUCUCACUGAGCACUUCGCAGGUCGUUGGCCAUUCUGGCUGUCUCCUCGUCAGGUCAUGGUCAUUCCUGUUAUGCCCGGCGCCAACGAUUACGUCAAGGAGGUACAGGCUGCGCUCCGCAAGCAACACAUCCACGCCGAUAUUGACAUCAGCGGCAACACUAUGCAGAAGAAGAUUCGUACAGCACAACUGGCCCUUUACAACUUCAUUAUGGUCGUCGGUGCUGAGGAGCAGCAGAAUCGCGCUGUCAACUGGAGGAACCGUGACGACCAGGCUUCACAGCAGCGUGGCGAGAUCGUUCCUCUCGACGAGGCGAUUGAGAAGCUGGUGAAAUUAAGGGACGAGCGAGGAGUUGAGAACAAGGUUUAGAUGGACAACGUAUCUACGUUUGUGUGCAGGCCUAGAAGUGAUGAGGUAUGCUGUCACGUAACGGCCCAAAGUAACGCCAAAAGACAUACAAAGGUCCACAACACACUCAGACGUCUGU
Messenger RNA from Boeremia exigua, 2797 nucleotides. RefSeq names its product threonyl-tRNA synthetase-like protein. Gene Ontology annotation, molecular function: ATP binding; threonine-tRNA ligase activity. Lineage: Eukaryota; Fungi; Ascomycota; Dothideomycetes; Pleosporales; Didymellaceae. Gene Ontology annotation, biological process: threonyl-tRNA aminoacylation. The transcript is spliced from 4 exons. The coding region runs from base 319 to 2679 and encodes 786 amino acids. The record is from RefSeq and is a predicted model, not a curated record. Gene Ontology annotation, cellular component: cytoplasm.